This is a messenger RNA of Tachyglossus aculeatus (Australian echidna), 2299 nucleotides long. It is a transcript of the gene TRAF3IP2, whose product is annotated as TRAF3 interacting protein 2. Bases 113 to 1804 code for a protein of 563 amino acids. NCBI's taxonomy places the organism in Eukaryota, Metazoa, Chordata, Mammalia, Monotremata, Tachyglossidae. The record is from RefSeq and is a predicted model, not a curated record. Gene Ontology annotation, biological process: humoral immune response; positive regulation of canonical NF-kappaB signal transduction. The transcript has 10 exons.
AGCCGAAGAGCCGAGGGGGCCAGCGCGCCGUCCCGUCGAGGUCGCCGGGCCCAGUUGGGAGGUUGUGGGAGAAUCUUGGAAAGUUUGGAUCUGGGCUUCCCCUAAAAAGGAAAUGACUUCCGUUUCAGGGAGGAGAAUGCACCGUAGCAUUCCCGUCGAAGUAGAUGAAUCAGAUCCAUUCCCGUCGCGACUGAUGAAUGAAUUCCCAGAAUAUUCCUCGGAAGAGGAACCAGAGCCGCCCGGGGCCAACGUGGAAGAUGGGGUCCUCGGCCCCCCUGAAGUUCCCCUUUGCCCCGCGGGAGAGUCAGUAGCCUGGAAGCCCCUCGAGCUCGCCCAUCCUCCCUGGCCCGAGGACCUCCAGGGGCGAUGCCUGCGCAAUAAAGUCCUGGAGGAGUGCGAACGGAGUUUCUGGAGGAGGCUCCAGGACACCGGGAAUGAUUUUGCCUCUGGCUGGUCAGCUGCAAGCGAGGCGGUGGGUGGAAAAGUCCCCCAGGAGCAUCAGUCUUCGCUUCCGGAAAACCUCAGUCAGCUGCCGGGCCCCGAGCUCUCGGCGGUGUCGCCCGACACCGGCCGCGACUCCGUCAGAUCUGACCAGAGCUUAUCGGACGGUUCGGCGGACUCCUCGGGCCAGCGUCGAGACGACGGGCCCCACCGUCAGCCCACGGGAAUCCGGACUCCGCCAGACCUGCCCACUCUAGACACGGGCUAUGAUUCCCAGCCUCACGACGUGUUGGGCAUCAAGCACCUAGAACGGCCCCUGCCUCUUGUCUCAGUGGGUAACCCCCAGGACCUUCCUCGACCGCUUAGGUCCAGGGACUACCUUCAGGUGGAACCUCAGCGGUAUCUUGUGUAUCCCCAGAUACCACCCCCUAACCUUUCUCCCCAGGCUCAGUGGAAUUGGAGGCUCCAAUACCCAGGGGGUCCGUAUCACCGUGCCCAAUAUGGCCAAGAAUAUCCACGGGCUCCCUAUCAGCAGAUGGCCCAACCAUCUCAGCAAAUGCCACCCCUUCCUGGACAUUGUAUAAGAGGCAACCAGCCGGCCCAGAAAGUCAUCCCAAACUAUUCCAGCCCUCAAGCCAAAGAAGAGAGAGUUGCGCAGAGAGACUGCACGGCCCCCAUGAACCCGAGACACUUGGGUCAGCUGCCCAUCCAGGGGCCCGGUAGAGCAAGGCCUGCCCCUGAGGAGGAUCCUCCUGAUCUGAGCCCACAGGUCAACCAGGGCCCGGCGCUGGACGCAACCCCCAGGCCCCUCAGUAAUCCUACUGUCAGGGGAACUUUGAAAACCAGCAAUUUGCCCGAAGAAUUGCGAAAAGUCUUUAUAACCUAUUCGGUGGACGCAGCUGUGGAGGUCAUGAAAUUCGUGAACUUCUUGUUUGUAAAUGGAUUCCAAACUGCUAUUGACAUAUUUGAGGAUACAGUGCGUGGCAUCGACAUCAUCAAGUGGAUGGAACGGUAUCUAAGUGAUAAGAAAGUGAUGAUAAUCAUCGCAAUCAGCCCCAAAUACAAACAGGAUGUCGAAGGGGCUGAGUCCCAGCUGGAUCCGGACGAGCACGGCCUGCAUACUAAGUACAUCCAUCGCAUGAUGCAGAUUGAAUUCAUUAAACAAGGAAGCAUGAAUUUUAGAUUUAUCCCGGUGCUCUUCCCCACUGCUAAGAAGGAGCAUGUGCCCACCUGGCUUCAGAACACCCACAUCUACAGCUGGCCAAGAAAUAAAAAGAACAUCCUGCUGCGGUUGUUAAGGGAAGAGGAGUACGUGGCCCCCCCAAGGGGGCCACUGCCAACCCUACAGGUGGUGCCUUUGUGACUCCCCACGGACCCCGGAUCCGGGACUGUAGUGGGUCACUCUGAACAGGGAACCAGGGCUCUCCUCCUAGGUGAGAUUGGGUGGCGAGGGCAAUUGGCCCUUGGACCGCUCCACUCCCCAUGAAAGGGGUCAACUCCAGCCACAAAAAAACCCAACAAAGUUCCGUUAGACACUCCCCACCCUCUUUCUCACCCUCUGAGAAUAAUGGCACUUAUCUCUCCCGGGUUUUAAACUGACUGCGGAGAGAGCAUCCAAGUUUUUAAUGACUGUAUCGUUUCUGUGUAGCGCUUCCACGGGUCGGUUAGCCGGGAGAUUUCUGGAAAUGCUGCAACCUGGACUCACCCCUGUUUGCUCACUCCUGUUUGUUGACCAGAUGGUCUUGCUUGACAUUGGUUCCACACACUAAACCGGCUCAUGUACACAAAAUAAAAAUGUGUUUACUUUUUAUACGGUUAUUUCUCGUUUAUCUGAAGGGAGAGAUAGGCGCAUAAUAGU